AAUGAUCAUCUGUAGAGCUGAAGAGCGACGUGACAGGAGUUCGAUAACACCGUGAAACAGCACAUGAAUUAAAGGUCAGGUUUAAACUGUUGCCCAUCCUGUUGUUUUUUUUUUUCUUUAUCCAUUCAUUCACCACUCCUGCAUGUGGAAUAUCCCGAGGUUGAAACUGAACCUUGGACUUUUGAGUUUUGUCCUGACCACAAACGCAGCGCGAUAAGUCUGAGAAUGGGUGAAUGGGGAUUUCUGUCCAAGCUUCUGGAUAAGGUGCAGUCGCACUCCACUGUCAUCGGGAAGAUAUGGAUGACGGUGCUCUUCGUCUUCAGAAUCAUGGUGAUCGGUGCUGGAGCGGAGAAAGUGUGGGGGGACGAGCAGAGUAAAAUGGUGUGCAAUACCAAACAACCUGGUUGUACCAACGUGUGCUAUGAUCACGCAUUUCCCAUUUCCCAUAUCCGCUUCUGGACCAUGCAGAUCAUCUUCGUGUCCACUCCGACGCUCAUGUACCUCGGCCACGUAAUGCACAUCCUCCACAAGGAAAAGAAACUCAGGAAUUAUCUCCAGAAACAAUCCAAUGGUCAGGAAAACAAGCAGCCCAAAUACACCAAUGAAAAGGGAAAGGUGGAAAUUAAAGGUGACUUAUUGGCUAGCUACUUGACCAGUGUGAUCUUCAAGAUCUUGCUCGAGGCAGCAUUUAUAGCAGGGCAGUACUAUCUGUACGGUUUCGUGAUGGUCCCUAAAAUUGUAUGCACUCGAUACCCGUGUCCCUACACUGUAGAGUGCUUCAUGUCUCGUCCCACCGAGAAAACCAUCUUCAUCAUCUUCAUGCUGGUUGUCUCCUGCGUGUCUUUGCUGCUGAAUGUUAUAGAGAUGUUCUACCUGAUCUGCUGCAGAAGACGUAAUAAACUGAGAAUAAGCUCCUAAGGAAAGUGUCUCAUUCUAAAUGGACAAAAUGGCAAGAAGAAGAAUCUAUUUCAAAAUUCAUUUCGUCUAGCCAUCAAUUAAUUUUUUUUUGCUCAUAUUUCUAGAAAACUAGUCUGGUUUUAGUUUAAGACUUUGUUUACUUCACUGUGCACCUUUAUUUUUGCUUUUCAGACUUUGCAGACAUGUUUGUUUUAAAGUAAAGAAUCCUUGCAUUUGAAAUAAGUGUUUUUUCAAUACAAAAUGCAUAUUACCUCUAAAUGUAUAAUCUGUUUCAUUCAGCACUACUUGACUUCACCAACAUGGUUCCUUAAGGAAUCUAUGGAUAUUUAACAGUUCCAUACUUAUCAUUUUAUCCAUUAAUAUACUCUAUUUGUAUGUGAUCCUGAAACAAACCCUUUGAAAGACUGUGGCAUUUUUUUUAAUUCAAAUACAGCAUGUUUUUUUUUUUUCAGAAAUUAUGAAUGAAUUUCUUUAUUGGAAUUCAGCUUAACGUAGAUGUGAAUUUUCUUGACUUUUUCUUCAUUCUACACAAUUAUACAGGUCUACUAGGGGUUGAAUGUCAGUGAUCCACUGAAGCCAAUGAGACUGUUAGUGUGAUGAUAGGAAACUGAAUUAGGUUGAUGCGAUGGAGGAUUUUGUGAUAGCUGUGUAGGUUUGGAGCUCGUGACAGUUUAUAGAUGUUAUGACAGGAUGUUAAGGCUUUAAUUAUUUAUUUAAUAACGCAUGUAAAUAUAAAUGUCUGAUGAUACAAUCCCUGGUUGUGGUUAUGACAGUUUUUAAAACGUCAAAACUGUUGCUUUAAAUAAGACUACAAAAGCUUAAUAUAUCGCAAAUUUGCCAUAGGCAGAGAAAAGGCUGCUUAUUUGGAACAAACAGUGACCUCAUAUUUGACUCAUAAUGAGGGAACUCAUGCCAGGACAAAACAGAGGAAAUUAAGAGAAAGAAAAUUCUGAAGCAACAGAUGGGGAACUAAAUAUCUAGAAUAACACUCAAGUGACAGUUACUGAAAAUGCAUAUUAGAGCAAGAAAGACAGACAUACAGGUAGGCAGGCAGACAGACAGAGAGACAGGCAGAGAAACAGACAUUCAGACAGAUAGGCAGGCAGACAGACGGGCAGGCAGACUGGCAGGCAGAGAGACAGACAAACAGGCAGGCAGAGAGACAGACAAACAGGCAGGCAGGCAGGCAGAAAGACAGACAGGCAGACAGACAGGCAGGUAGAGAGACAGACAGGCAGACAGACAGACUUUUCUUUCUUUUUUAAAUCACUAUUAGUGCAUCCAACAGGAGGACCCUAAUAUGACAGCUGUACUUUGAUCAUUUGUGGUUGUCUGGCACCUCCUAGUGUUAGAAACCAUCAAUAAUGCCAAUGAAUUAAGCUCAGAAAAAGAACAUCCAGCAAACAAAAGAUGCUUUUAAACUUAAAAUUUAUAUCAUGAAUAUAUUCCUACACACACACACACACACACACACACACACACACACACACACACACACACACACACACACA
Tachysurus vachellii is the source of this 2429-nucleotide messenger RNA. Its product is annotated as gap junction Cx32.2 protein-like. Gene Ontology annotation, biological process: cell communication. Gene Ontology annotation, cellular component: connexin complex. The coding region runs from base 226 to 918 and encodes 230 amino acids. The record is from RefSeq and is a predicted model, not a curated record. The transcript is spliced from 2 exons. Lineage: Eukaryota; Metazoa; Chordata; Actinopteri; Siluriformes; Bagridae.